UCCAAUGCGAAUUUUUGUUAAAUGUUAAUUUUUCAAAUAUUUAAUGGACAAUUUAUAUUAAUUCAUAAGUUGAGUAUACAAAAUAAGUUGUUUCUAAUUUGUAGAAACAUUUUUCGACUGUAAGCGGUGGUCAGUUCAAUAUACAUGAGCAUGAAUGAAAUUCAAGAAUAGUAUAUUUAAUUUUUAUCUUUGGAAAAGAAAACAAUGAUUAAGACUGACCAAAUACUUCUCUGGCAUAAGUGUAAGGCUUAUUACAUACAAAAACUGAACAUGCAUUGGUUUUUUAUUAAAUUGCUAAGAACUCUAUGAAUAACAGAAAUUGUGCAUUUAAGUAUUAGUUAUGUUAAUUGUGUCAUAGACAAUAUUCUUAUAAAAUGGAUAUUGGAAUAGUUAAAAUUGCUGAAGAUAAGGAUUUUGAGAAGUUGAAACAUUUAUAUGAUGAUAAUAAUGAUUGGAGAUUAGAUUAUAAUAAACCUGAUUUAUCAGUUUGGACAAAAUCUGUAUCAGGAAUUAGUUUUAGAAUGGUAAAGAUUAGAACACGUUUUGCCGAUGUUCUACCAGAAACAUUAUAUGAUGUGUUACAUGAUCCUGAGUAUAGAAAGGUUUGGGACACCCAUAUGAUUGAAUCAAAAGACAUAGGCUUUUUUAAUCCAAAUAACGAUAUUGGUUAUUAUUCAAUGGCCUGUCCAUCUCCAUUGAAAAACAGAGAUUUUGUUCUACAAAGAUCAUGGCUUGAUACUGGUAUAGAGCAAUUAAUUUUGAAUCAUUCUGUUUUUCAUAAAGAUUAUCCACCAAGAAAACAAUUUGUACGAGCAACAUCUUAUCUUACAGGAUAUAUAGUAAGACCAUCUCGAAAUGGUGAUGGCUCUGAAUUAGGCUAUGUCUCUCAUACUGAUCCACAUGGAAAAUUACCAGUAUGGUUGGUUAAUAAAGUUACGCAAAUAUUUGCUCCAAGAAUGGUUAAAAAAUUACAUAAAGCUUCUGUAGCUUAUCCUAAUUGGAAAUUACUUAAUAACCCAAAUUAUAAACCUUGGCAUUUCCCUGAACAAAUUGCAUCACCACGUAUAAGAAUUGAGGAUUGUGUAAAGUCUGCAGAAGAAAAAAAUUCAAAAAAUUAUUAUGUUGAUGAAUCAGAAUUAAAAGAGUCAGUUACAAUGGACAGUGAUUAGUUUUAUUCAUGAAGUAGAUGUUUCCAUUGUUAACAUUAAGAAAAUAAUAUAAUAGUUGAAAUUAUAAAAUGCAGUAUUAUAGAAGUUUGUAGUAUCAACAGAGCUUGAUGAAAAUUAAUUUAUUCGUGUAAAUGUGUAUAUAACUAUAUAUUAUCUAUAUACACAUCCACACAUCUAACUGCAAUUCAUUAAUUAUAUUGGUAAUAUUAGUAUCACAAAUAGUUAUAUGGCCUAUUGCAAUGAAUGACAGUAUGAUUAAUAAGAAUACAUCAUGGCCUGUCUUGUAUUAAAUAUUAUAUAGUUAUAGUUCCUUAUUGAAUCGGUGAUGUAUGUGUUGUUGAAAGUAUAAUUUGUUACAUGUGAUUCGACAUAACGCACAAUAUGCAGGUUGUAAUUUUUAAUUUAUGUGUUUAUCUAUUUUUAUUGUUUUAUGUGAGUAUUUAAGUAUUACAUAUAAUAAUUUUUGUAUAUAUGUAUAAAAAUUAUCAUUGAAGGUACAAAAGAUUUACAUAUUGUCUACAUUAAAUAUUUAUUAAGAUUAAUGCAUUAUAGCUCGAUACAUAGAUAAUGAUUGUAGCAUCUUAAUAUUACAAGUGCAAUUUUAGGAAUAUUAGAGAAAUCUUAGUGUUUGGAUACAAAAAUAGCGAUCACAUACAACAAUAUAAUUAUUAAUUUUCUUAAAAAUGAUACUGCAUAAUAUUAUUAGUUAUAGUUAUUAGUUUUGUACUUUGUAAUAUAUAAUUGUUGACUUAUUUUGUUUUAUUUAUGUUAAAAUUUAUGUUACUUAUCAUAUUUUUUAUAUUACAUCUCUAUAUAUAACUUGUCUAGACAAUAGGUAAAUAUAUAUCUAGUAAAUUAUGUAAAUUUUCUUGCUUUUACCAUAGUGUAGUUCUUCUAUUUAGAACCUUUUACACAUUGUAAAAAGAAUUAAGAUUUUCUAUAUUUAUUAAAUAUUCUGCUUCAAUUAAUGCAAUUAACAUAUCCUAUUUAUAUAAUGUCCUAUUUACAUUUAUACAAUUAUGACAUUUAUCUCUUAUAAUAACACAUACGUUUUGUGAUUUUCUAUAUCUAAUAGUAAUAACUAGUUUUCCAAAGUAUAUGUACAUGCAUAUUUAUACUUACAUAAAUUAUCAGAAUAUACAUUGGUAUUUAAUGUGUUAUUUAUGAAUUUUUUCAAUGUGAUGAAUAUUUCAAUUUUUUGGAGAUAAACUGAUUCUACAUAUUUAAUUUUAUAUGUCAUCUUUCGUACAUUUAAUUAUUUAAAUGUUUAAAGUCUAAUUGCAUUUGCUUUAGAAUGUAAUGGCCUUGAUAAAUUUAAGAUAAAAUUUAUUUGUGUAUAUUCAGUACAUUCUAGUCAUACUAAAUAUUUUUAUUUCCUAAAUUACAGUGUCAAUUGAAAGACAAAUAACUUGAAAUUUCUGUAUAUACAUAUACUCAUGUAUUUAUGUGAUUAGAAUUUUUACAUUAUACAUAUAUAUUUCUGUAUGUACUUACAUAGCAAAAGAUAGUUAUUAUAUCAGAAUAAUAUUUGUGAUAUUAUUUUUAGGAAUUUUGAAGAUGGUUAAUGAAGAUUUAAAAAAGAUGAGAAUUGUAUUACUUUUUAAAUCUACCAAGUAAUUAUUAUCUUUGUACGAAAUGUAUUGCAGCAGAACAGAUAAUAUGUAUUUUAUUCAAUUUAAAAUAAUCUAUAUUCUUAUAUUACGUCAUUCAUUGUAGUUUGGCUGAUAUUGAUAUCCUGGUGCAAGUUUAUAUAUACAAAGAUGAUAUAAAAGUACAUAAAUCAAUUGUGGAUUAUUAAUUGAUUCUUAUGUAUUAUUUUUUUACUUGUUUUAAAUGGCCUCUAUUUGUAUACAAUACAAUUAUAUGUAUGAUUAGUGCAAUUCAUUAUUGAGGUAAUUGUUAUUUUUAUCUGUUAUGUGAAAAUAAUAAUGAUAUACUCUAUACAUUUUUAUCCGAAUAUAUUUAGCAAAUUGUUAGAAACAAAAUAUCAAAAUAAUGAUUGGAUUCCAUAUAAGCAUUACUCUUCAAUGAAAGGGUUUGAUUUGAUGUAUUUCAUAAAUUUGACGUAACUGUUAUUAAGUUUACGAUGAGAAGAAAAAGUUCUAGUAUAGGUAAUUGUAAACUUAUUUUGUACCAGGAAGCUACUGCAGGGCCGGAAGACAAACGGAAAUAAAGAAUAUAUAUAUAAUUAUAAAUUUAUUUCUGUCCAUUAUCACUAAUUUUACAAUUUUAUUAUUAAGAGGGUUAACAAAUUUCAUGUCUAUCAUAUAACAAAUUAUAUGAAAUACAUCAAAUAAUUUUUGUAUUGUACUAUAUUUGUGAGUAUAUUAUAUUAGUGUAAGUAUUUUUUAUAUUAAUAUUAAAGUUUAAUGUAGUGUGUUAUACAUUGCCUGACACUUGAUUUGUUUAAAAUGUACUGUAUGAAGAUGAUAUAAAAUUGUUAAAAUUUCUAAUUAAUUGGUAUGUUUUAUUUUCCCUUUAUACUUCUGUAUAAUAUUGCAUAAAAAGGAAGUUUUUUAGUAGAAUG
Bombus huntii is the source of this 3696-nucleotide messenger RNA. RefSeq names its product START domain-containing protein 10-like. Bases 375 to 1169 code for a protein of 264 amino acids. Gene Ontology annotation, molecular function: lipid binding. The record is from RefSeq and is a predicted model, not a curated record. The transcript is spliced from 8 exons. Lineage: Eukaryota; Metazoa; Arthropoda; Insecta; Hymenoptera; Apidae.